CCGCGGACUUAGCACGAAUUGCGACCAGGACGCCCCCAUACCGUGAUUGGGGAGGGGGUCAUUUGUGAUCUAAGUUUUUUACGAUCUUUGAGCGCCCAUCCUUUCUAUACCGUCGAUCAUGGCUCGCACCCGGAGAAGUGCCAGCAAUCUCGGGGCGGAUAUCCGGGGGGACACGAGCGCCCCGGCGAUGUCGACCAUGAAUGAGGUGAGCCCGAUCGAGACGGAGGCGCCCAAAUGGGAUAAGGUCCUCCCGCCGCGCUCCUCCGAGCCGUCCAAGUCGCAGUCGAAGCGUCGCAAGAGUCGGUCCUUGCUCCACCGCUUCAAGGAUCUCUGCCUUAAGCACACCUGGGUUCUGCCGCUGUUGAUGGUGAUGGUCUUGCUCCUGGCGUAUGCGGUCAACCCGACGGAGAGCAACCCCAUGCACAGCGCCAUCUUCCUGUCCUAUCCCCAACCCCCGAAGACGCCGGGCGGCCCGAUCAUGUACGGCAAGGGCCCCAAGGAUAUCGCCUUCGUUUCCUUCUAUACGAUCGUCCUGUCCUUCACCCGCGAGUUCCUGAUGCAGCGCAUGAUCCGCCCGCUGGCCGUGUACUGCGGCAUCCGCGGCCGCGGCAAGACGGCGCGCUUCAUGGAGCAGGUCUACACCGCGAUCUACUUUGGCAUCUUUGGGCCCUUUGGUCUGUACGUGAUGAAGCGGUCGAAUAUCUGGUACUUCAACACGACGGCCAUGUUCGAGGGCUUCCCGCACCGCGAGCACGAGCCCGUGUUCAAGGCGUACUACUUGCUGGAGGCCAGCUACUGGGCGCAGCAGGCGAUCGUGCUGAUGCUGCAGCUGGAGAAGCCCCGCAAGGACUUUAAGGAACUGGUGGGACACCACAUCAUCACGCUGGCCCUGAUCGGAUUGAGCUAUCGCUUCCACUUCACGUACAUGGGUCUGGCGGUGUACAUCACGCAUGACAUUUCGGAUUUCUUCCUCGCUACGUCGAAAACGCUCAACUACCUCGACUCGAUCGUCACGGUCCCUUACUUCGGCAUGUUCGUGGGCAUGUGGAUCUACCUCCGACAUGUACUGAACCUGAAGAUCCUCUGGGCGACAUUGACGGAAUUCCGCACGGUGGGACCGUUCGAGCUGAACUGGGAAACCCAGCAGUACAAGUGCUGGAUCAGUCAGUACAUCACGUUCGCGCUGCUGGCGAGUCUGCAGGCGGUCAACCUCUUCUGGCUCUAUUUGAUCCUCCGCAUCCUGAAGAACUACAUCUUGAGCAACGUGACGAAGGACGAGCGGAGUGAUGACGACACCGAGGAGGAGGAGGAGACCCCCGCCCAGCCGCCGACGGCCCACGCGACGGGCACCGACGCGCCCACUCUCCGAGCACGCAACGCAGGCAAGGAGAACCAGGCGCCUCAGGUGCUGAUCAACGGGGAGCCCGUUAGCGACAAUGCCCAGAAAGGUCGUUAGCAGACAUAUGAUCCGGGAGUCUUAUCGUCGCUGCAGGACAGGCCAAUGACCUGAUCGAAUCAGGACAUGUGUCUGACAUGGGCUUGUCUAUAGUGGUGGAAUCGAUCCUGCAGCGACUAGAUCAAUCGUCAUCCUACCUUAUCCAGAGGGCGAUGUCGAUCCAGAGAGUGGCGCGUGAACCCUCUUGUUCAUUUUCCUUUUUUUUUUCCAUUUUCCCGUCCAUAUUUUAUCUUACUCUUUUUAGUUUUUUUAUUUUUUUACUUGUCUGUAC
Aspergillus candidus is the source of this 1727-nucleotide messenger RNA. RefSeq names its product TLC domain-containing protein. Gene Ontology annotation, cellular component: membrane. Gene Ontology annotation, biological process: ceramide biosynthetic process. Bases 119 to 1456 code for a protein of 445 amino acids. The record is from RefSeq and is a predicted model, not a curated record. Gene Ontology annotation, molecular function: sphingosine N-acyltransferase activity. The transcript is spliced from 3 exons. NCBI's taxonomy places the organism in Eukaryota, Fungi, Ascomycota, Eurotiomycetes, Eurotiales, Aspergillaceae.